AUGGCCGCGACCGACACGAUAAACGGCGACUGGGAGCUGCCGCCGCGCAAGAAGCCCAAGAUCUCCGAGCUCCCACUAUCGUCCACACAACGCGCCAGCAUCGACAGCAUGCUGCACACCUUCAAGAAGAAGGGCGAGUUCGACGCAUUGCGCAAGAAGGCAUUCCAGCAAUACAAUGAGAGUGCGAAACGAGGCAUGUUCGAGGCAUCCCUCAGAGCAUUUACCGCACAGGAGAUCGAUCGCGACCCGAUCAAAUACCUGAAGCCAGAUCGCCGCAUUGCUGCCCCACUGCUUGAAGGUAGUGCUGCACGUGGCGACGUCUAUGGAAAGACCGAACAGGAUGUUGACGCCUACAUCGACCAGUACAUGCAAAACGCUGAGCAAGCACUGCGCGGGAUCAGAGCGGACGAGGUUGGUGGAGAGCUUGCAAAUGAAGAGUAUCGCAAGGGCCUGAAGAGCGAUGAUGCAUACGCUGAAGAAGCCGACGCUCGUCGUCAAGACCGCGAGGUCAAGUACAAGGAAGACGAGAAGAAGCGAGCCAAGCGCGAAGCACAGGAGCAGAAGAAGAAGGAGCUGGAGAUGCUGAAGAAGAAGCAGGAAGCACUAAUGAAGGAGACUACGAAACUGCAAGCUGAGCAGAAGAGACGCGCUGAGCGAGAGGCGUGGAAGAAUGCUGAGAAGGAGCGCGAACGUGAGAGGAUCAGGAAGUACAAUGAAGAUCGCGAGGCGGCCAAGAAGAAGGCAGAGGAGAAGGAGCAGGCGGAGCAGGAAGAGCGAGAGAGGCGUAGGAGAGAACGUGCUGAGGCAGAACAGAAGCGACUGGAAGCCGAAGCCUUGGAUCUGCUGCUCAAGGAAGGACAGGAAAUGACUGAUAAGUCACGACGCCCUGAGCUGGAGCGCAGUGAGAGCAUGGAGCCACCGCCACGUCUCAAGCACCAGUCUGCCCCAAGGAAUAACGCCAGCAAGGACCAGAUGCGCGCGCAGGGCCUCAUGCCGACUUCUUUGACCCUUAGAAAGGGCGACAAGCCGGUAGUGGCGCCUCCCACUGGUCCAAGAGCUUCACGACCACGAUCGCCUUCUCCAGCACGAUCGACCUUCAGUAGCAGCCGACGACGUGAGCCGACACCAGACGAUCGCCGUGGAUCACGACUCGAUACUCGACGUGAGUCCAGCUACCGCGACGUGAGCGCAGAACGCGAAGCAUGGAGAUCUCGAAGACCUGACGGGCGCCGCGAUCGCUCGAGAUCGCCAGUACGCCGUGAACGAGACCGAGGCCGAGACAGCAGAGUUCGCUCUCCUAGUCGUAGACGAUACGACCAGUACAUCGCCCCUCCUCGUGGUAAGAGUUGGAACAGAGAGCGCGAGAGAGAACGUGGUGAGGAAGGCGAAGUUGUCGAACGGGCUGCCCGUAGUAAGAGCAGGGAAUCGUAUCGAGACAUCUUCCGCGACUCCAACACAUACCGCCCAGCCGGCGCCCGCCGUAACGCCAGCCAGAGUCGCAGUCCACCACGACGCCGAGAGCGAUCACGUUCGAGAUCACCUCCACGUCGUCGAGAGUCAAGAGACCGUGGCGGACGCCGAGGCCGAGGCCGAAGCCCUCCUGGAAUCGAUCGGUACAUACCUGGCGGACCUGCUGCUGCUGCCGCUGCUGCCGGCAAAGGCAAAGACGACGACGAAGCGCCACGCAAACGCGCUCGGGACGAAGAGACAGAUCCAAAAGAGAAGCCCCGCGAGUCAACAACCCGCAUCCGGGACGAACGCGACAGAUCACCACCGCGCACGCGCAUCAGAGACGAACGCGACCGUACGCCAGCCCGCACGCGCGAGGGCCGCAACAGAAGCCCAGACCGCAGAAGACGGUACGACGAGCGUGAGCGGAGUAAUGUUGGCACUGAUCGGUGGAUUCCUGGUGGAGGUGGUGGCGCUCGGGAUGGUGAUGAUGAUCGACCACGACGACGAGAGCGGAGCAGACCGAGGGAGGAUCGGUAUGUGCCUAGCCAUCGCGAGCGGUCGAGAGACAGGGAUGCUGGGAGGGAUCGUGAGCGUUCGAGGGACAGGGAGAGGGAUCGCGAUGAUCGAGAUAAGGGGAGGGAGGAGCGACGCCCUACUGCUGCGAAGGCCGAGGGCGAGGAUUAG
Fulvia fulva is the source of this 2136-nucleotide messenger RNA. RefSeq lists its product as uncharacterized. The record is from RefSeq and is a predicted model, not a curated record. The transcript has a single exon. Lineage: Eukaryota; Fungi; Ascomycota; Dothideomycetes; Mycosphaerellales; Mycosphaerellaceae. Bases 1 to 2136 code for a protein of 711 amino acids.